This is a messenger RNA of Arabidopsis arenosa, 785 nucleotides long. NCBI's taxonomy places the organism in Eukaryota, Viridiplantae, Streptophyta, Magnoliopsida, Brassicales, Brassicaceae. The record is from the annotation of a GenBank genome assembly.
AGGAAAAUAAAAUCUCAUCCGUUGAAAAAAUCAACGGUCGUGAUGAUUCAUUCCUUUCAUCUUCUCUCUCCUUCCCCACCAAAAUCUCCUCUGCUUUGUUAAGAAGCGAACCAGAAAUAGAAAGAAACAAGCAGAGAGACAGAGAGAGCACACAAAAAUCCAAGAGAGAGAAAAAUGAGCGAGAGAAAGCGAAAGCUUGAAGAAGAAGCUUCAAGCACAAGCGUCUCACCACUCAACAAAAAGACGAAGCUUAAUGAUUCUGAUUCAUCACCGGACUCUCAUGACGUCAUCGUCUUCGCGGCUUCUUCUUCUUCUAUUGCUUCGUCGGCGGCUUUAGCUUCAGAUGAAUGUUCCGUUACCACCGCCGGAGAAGAAAACGAUCAGUGCUCGAGUAUCAGCUCCGGUUUUUUCACCAGUGAAUCGAAAGAAAUCGCGAAGAACAGUUCGUCGUUUGGUGUAGAUCUGGAGACUCAUGAAAUCAAAACCGAAACCGAAACCUCAACAUUCAUCACCAGCAAUUUCAGAAAAGAGAGAAGUCCAGUGAGCGAGGGUUUGGGAGAAACAACAACAGAAAUGGAAUCAUCGUCGGCGACAGAGAGGAAACAACCGAAAGUGAGCAAGACUCCAACGCCGACGGAGAUUGAGGAUUUCUUUUCGGAGCUAGAGAACGAUAGUAAGAAGCGAUUCAUAGAAAAGUACAACUUCGAUAUUGUCAAUGACGAACCGCUUGAAGGUCGCUACAAGUGGGAUCGACUUUAAGCCAUGAAAAAAGCAAAGCCAAAUAC